GAAAUUGCAGCCUUUUUUUUCCCUUCAAUAUCGCUGCCUUCUCUUCUUCCUCAUGGCCACCUUACCUAAUCCCACCAUCUCUGAUGAUACCACAGCCGACUCCACCAUCAACAAGGGCUCUUCUAAUGCCUCUCCUUCUUCAUUUGAUGACAGUCAGGCCUUGACAGCAGCACCACCCGAGCCUUUCCCAUUUUCUCCAGCCCAAAUCACUCAACUCCAUCAGCUAUUGAGCACGAGAACCAAUGCUUCCGCAUCUGAUCCUUUGUCUACUUCCACUCAAGGUACCUCUGCUGUCUUCAAUGCUCAAAAAUCUGCCUGGAUAGUAGACUCUGGGGCUUCGGACCAUAUGACUGGUCAGUCCAGUCACUUUACCACUUAUACUCCUUGCCCAGGAUAUGUCCUCGGGGAAGAUGAUUGGGAAUGCGAAGGCAUGUAGCGGGCUGUAUUACUUUGAUCCGUUUCCUCCUGCUCAAGUUGAUAACGCUUUUAUUUCUGGUUGUAUUUCUGCCAAUAAUAAUGAUAUAAUUCGGUGGCAUUAUAGGCUAGGUCACCCUAGUUUUUCAUAUUUAAAAUAUUUAUUUCCUAAGUUGUUCAAGAAUAAAGACUUGAGCUUACUUAAAUGUGAAAUUUGUCAAUUCUCCAAACAUACACGUGUUGUUUUUCGUUCUAUCCCCUACAAAUCAACUCAGCCUUUUAAUCUUAUUCAUAGUGAUAUAUGGGGACCAUCUAGAAUAACCAAUACUACAAAUACAAAAUGGUUUAUCACUUUUAUUGAUGAUCACACACAUGUUAGUUGGGUGUUUUUGCUUAAAUCCAAAUCUGAUGCUGCCAUGGUUUUUAAAAAUUUCUGCUCUAUGAUAAAAAAUCAAUUCAAUGCAAAUCUCCAAGUCUUACACACUGACAAUGGAACUGAAUAUUUCAACUCAAUCUUAGGUGAUUAUCUUCUUUCUCAUGGCAUUGUGCAUAAAAGUUCAUGUGCAGGCACACCCCAACAAAAUGGGAUUGCUGAACGAAAAAAUAGACACCUAUUGGAAAUUGCUAGAGCAAUUAUGUUCACAACAUUAGUUCCAAAACAUUUUUGGGGUGAGGCUAUCCUCACUUCUGCCUAUCUUAUCAAUAGAAUGCCCUCUCGAGUGUUGAACUUUCACACUCCUCUAUCUAUGCUUCUCAAGGUAUA
This is a messenger RNA of Humulus lupulus (European hop), 1177 nucleotides long. RefSeq lists its product as uncharacterized. The record is from RefSeq and is a predicted model, not a curated record. Bases 53 to 436 code for a protein of 127 amino acids. The transcript has 2 exons. Lineage: Eukaryota; Viridiplantae; Streptophyta; Magnoliopsida; Rosales; Cannabaceae.